CCCAUGGCUGCCUCUGUUGAUCCUUUGGUGGUGGGGCGGGUGAUUGGCGACGUUGUCGACAUGUUCGUGCCGACUGCUACCAUGUCGGUCUACUUCAACUCCAAGCAUGUCACUAAUGGCUGUGACAUUAAGCCUUCUCUUGCAGUUAACCCUCCUAGACUUGUUAUUUCUGGACAUCCUUGCGAUCUUUACACUCUGGUGAUGACGGACCCGGAUGCACCGAGUCCCAGUGAACCCCAUAUGAGAGAAUGGGUGCAUUGGAUAAUUGUAGAUAUUCCCGGAGGUGCAAAUCUGAGCCAAGGAAAGGAGAUUGUGCCGUAUUCGGGACCCAGACCGCCUAUUGGAAUUCACCGCUACAUCCUAUUGUUGUUCAAGCAAAAGGGACCUAUUGGUAUGAUUGAUCAGCCAGCAAGCCGUGCCAAUUUCAACACUCGUCUCUUUGCAAGGCAUUUCAAUCUAGACUUGCCCGUUGCUGCUACCUAUUUCAACUCUCAAAAGGAGCCUGCUACCAAAAAAUACGCUCUUGCAGCAUGAAAAUAUUAUAAAUCCAAAGAUCCCCACCACCAACCAUAUAAUAUAUGAUCUCAUAUAUAUAUAUAUAUAUAUAUAUAAUAAUGAUGUUAGUGUUAUAAAUUAAAGAAUAAGAAAUUAGCUUGGGAGAUCAGGAAAAAUUGGUAUAUAGUAUUGCCAAUAUAUGGAAGAGCUUUAUCUUGAGUACAAAUACCCCUCUCUUUUACUCUCCCUGUUUGUGUUUUUAAUUAGUUUGCUGCUGUUGGUGGUAAUAAUAAUGUGUGUAUUUUAUGUUUCCUGGUGACAAAAGUGCAUGUAACUAUAUAACAUUAAAUAUAUAUGUUGUCAUAUAUCAUA
Cucumis melo (muskmelon) is the source of this 867-nucleotide messenger RNA. Its product is annotated as protein MOTHER of FT and TFL1-like. Gene Ontology annotation, biological process: positive regulation of seed germination; response to abscisic acid. The record is from RefSeq and is a predicted model, not a curated record. Bases 4 to 534 code for a protein of 176 amino acids. NCBI's taxonomy places the organism in Eukaryota, Viridiplantae, Streptophyta, Magnoliopsida, Cucurbitales, Cucurbitaceae. The transcript has 4 exons.